AUGGCGGACGACAACACAGACGCACCCGCGCAAUCUGGCUCGGCGUUCUUCGAUAGCUUCUUCGCCUCGGCGUUGCAACGCGCCAACAUGUCCUCGGGCGAGCUGAGGGGGUUGAGCGACGAGCUCAGUGCCGCUGCUCAUCCUGUCAACAGUACAACACAGUCGAACGACGUGCUCGCACCAGACGGAAACGGGUUGGACUGCGGACGCGAUCCAGGUGAUGUGCCUGAUUCGACGGACACGGACAAGCUCGCACCAAAAGCAUCCUCGUCGAACCCAAGACAGCUGUCCGCCCUAGCCAACGGCGUAUCAUCGCUCAACCUCGGACAGGCGAGUCCCGGAGCGCCGUCCAGCUCUUCUACAUACGUCCAAGCGAGCAGCUCCUCCCCGAUCUCCCCCUCCGCCUCUGCAUCCGCCUCGAUGCUGCAGCACCACACUUCGGCGCGUGCCGCCGCGACCGCGCUCCUCUCCCGCACCUCGUCCUCGCAGCUUGCCAUGCAUGGUGCGCCGUCCACCAAGAUCGCCGCUGACCUCGAUGCGCUCGCGACCACCCGCGGAGGCGGCCUUGGAACACCCACGGGGGAGCGCACGUACAUCGGUUCCGCCUGGGCGCCUUCCGGAACCGCCACGCCCGUCAUGGACCCCAACGGCCUCGGUUGGCCAGCAAAAGCCACGCUCGACCGUCUCAACCACACUCCCGCCCAAGCCGCCACCAACCAAGCCCGUCUCGCCUCGGCCAUCGCCACCGUCCUCGAAUGCAUCGGCGAAGAUCCUUCCCGGUCCGGUCUGCAAAAGACCCCCGAACGCUACGCAAAGGCCUUGCUCUGGAUGACUCGUGGGUAUGAGGUCAGGCUAUCCGAUGUCAUCGCCAACGCCAUCUUCGACGAGGAGCACGACGAGAUGGUCAUUGUUAAGGAUAUCGAGAUCUUCUCCCUCUGCGAACACCACAUGGUUCCUUUCACCGGCAAGAUCCAUAUCGGCUACAUUCCGAAUCGACUGGUGAUCGGAUUGAGCAAGCUCGCGAGGAUAGCGGAGACCUUUGCGCGACGGCUGCAGGUGCAGGAACGAUUGACGAAGCAGGUUGCGCUAGCGCUGGAUGAGGCAUUGCGCCCGCAAGGCGUGGCGGUCGUGGUGGAGUGCGAGCAUCUGUGCAUGGCGAUGAGAGGUGUACAGAAGCCAGGAGCUACAACGGUUACCAGUUGCAUGUUGGGCGUCUUUAGGGACAGGCAGAAGACCAGGGAGGAGUUUUUGAGUUUGAUCAACAAGCGAUGA
This is a messenger RNA of Kalmanozyma brasiliensis GHG001, 1272 nucleotides long. Its product is annotated as GTP cyclohydrolase I domain protein. Gene Ontology annotation, molecular function: zinc ion binding; GTP cyclohydrolase I activity; GTP binding. Gene Ontology annotation, cellular component: cytoplasm. NCBI's taxonomy places the organism in Eukaryota, Fungi, Basidiomycota, Ustilaginomycetes, Ustilaginales. The coding region runs from base 1 to 1272 and encodes 423 amino acids. Gene Ontology annotation, biological process: tetrahydrofolate biosynthetic process; tetrahydrobiopterin biosynthetic process. The record is from RefSeq and is a predicted model, not a curated record. The transcript has a single exon.